Acanthosepion pharaonis is the source of this 705-nucleotide messenger RNA. NCBI's taxonomy places the organism in Eukaryota, Metazoa, Mollusca, Cephalopoda, Sepiida, Sepiidae. The record is from the annotation of a GenBank genome assembly.
AUGCCUUUCUCCAAGACUUUUCUUUUUCUCUCUCUCGUCGUCAUGGUUGUAUGUUGUUUCUUAAGACCAGAAACAAAACUUGUGCCAAACUUGGUUAAGAGUGAGCGUAACUAUGUAACCAACUCACCCGAACUGGCAGACAGGGACGCACAAAGUGUAGAAUUUAAUGCCUCCCUGGAGGAGAAGGAUAACUCAACUGCUGCUAGUGUCGGGUCUACAUACCAUGAAAAAGACCACGACGGUGGUAGCUUCUCUUUUUCUUUCUCCCUUUUUCUCUCUACUUUAGCCUUCACAUCCACAGACUCCUUUCUAAUCUCGGCGUGCGUAAUUCUGUUUCGUAAAUCAACAUCAACAAGCAGCUCUCACCUCGCCAUUACUGUGAACCGGUGUAUACUGAAACUUUCCCUUAUACCCGUUCGUUUCUCUUUCUUUCGCGGACACGUGGUUAGUUUCUUUUUCCUUUUUUUUUUCUUUCUAACAUUUUAUAUCUAUCUGAUGCAUGAACCAAACCUUUAUUGUUGCUUUACACUCACUGCGUUGUGUUUUAUCGCUCCAUUUUCUUCCUCCUCCCUUAUUUUUCUCUCUACUUCCUCGCUCCCUACUUUUCCUACUCGCCUUUCUUUCUUACUUCCAUUUUUAUCUUACAACCCCCACCUCAAUCUUUGCCUUACAUUCUUCUCAAACCCUUUCCCCACUCACCCCUAA